Molecule: messenger RNA, 1836 nt
Organism: Fimicolochytrium jonesii
Lineage: Eukaryota; Fungi; Chytridiomycota; Chytridiomycetes; Spizellomycetales; Powellomycetaceae
Product: Clathrin/coatomer adaptor, adaptin-like protein
Exons: 6
Coding region: 1-1836 (611 amino acids)
Biological process (GO): vesicle-mediated transport; intracellular protein transport
Cellular component (GO): membrane coat
Molecular function (GO): clathrin binding
Source: RefSeq, a predicted model, not a curated record
AUGUCCGACGCAAAAUACUUUCAAAGAGGAAAGAUACAUGACCUCCGUACGGAGCUGGCGGGCGACCGCAAAGACCCGAAGCACACCAAAAAGCGAACAGCCAUGAAGAAAAUUGUUGCUAAUAUGACAAUGGGGAACGACAUGUCGCCUCUCUUCCCCGACGUCGUGGGCUGCAUGAACGUGCCAAUAGUCGAAGUAAAAAAGAUGGUGUACCUCUACCUCAUCAAUUACGCGAGGAGCAAACCGGAUCUGGCCGUCAUGGCUGUCAACAGCUUGGCUAGGGACGCGGAAGACCCAAAUCCGCUCAUUCGGGCCCUCGCAAUCAGGACGAUGGGAUACAUACAUGUCGAUAGGAUCUUGGACGAACUGCUUCGUCCGCUUAAUCGCGCGCUUCAGGAUAAGGACCCAUAUGUGGCCAAAACAGCGGCGAUAUGCGUGGCGAAGCUGUAUGUUCAUAACCGAGAACUUGUCGAGAAGGAGGGGCUUUUGGAGCAGCUGAAGGGUUUGCUGAACCACGAGAAUUCCACGGUAGUGGCCAACGCGGUAGCAGCUUUAAUGGAGAUCUCCGACAGAUCAGAGACGUACGAAUUCGUCCUGGAUGUCUCGCAAGGAAACAAGUUGCUCACAGCACUGAACGAAAGCUCAGAAUGGGGUCAAGCGUUCCUUCUGGACGCCAUCAUGCGCGUCGUCCCGCAAGAGUCGGAGGACGCCGAGCUUUUAGCUGAUCGAAUCAGUCCGCGACUCCAACACGCGAAUUCGGCGGUUGUCAUGACGGCUGUCCGUGUCAUUCUCUUCUUGACGAACUACAUUGCGAAAGACGACGUUGUGAAUACUCUGUUGAAGAAAUUGGGUCCACCAUUAGUAACCCUCCUUCACGGCGGCCCCGAAGUCCAAUACGUCGCCCUCCGCAACAUCCUCCUCCUCCUCCAACGAAAACCCGACGCGCUCAAAAACGAGCUCAAAGUCUUCUUCUGCAAAUACAACGACCCCAUCUACGUCAAGAUGGCCAAACUGGAGAUCAUGGUCCGCCUUGCAAAGGACACUAACAUCGAUGAAGUGUUGCCGGAGUUGAAGGAGUAUAGUUCGGAGGUGGAUGUGGAUUUCGUGAGGAAAGCGGUUAGGAGCAUUGGACGGUGUGCGAUUAAGAUUGAGAGUGCGGCGGAUAAAUGUAUUGGGGUGCUGGUGGAUUUGAUUCAGACAAAGGUCAAUUAUGUCGUGCAGGAGGCGAUUGUUGUCAUCAAGGACAUAUUCCGCAAAUACCCCAACCGCUACGAAUCCAUCAUCGGCACCCUGUGCGAAAACCUCGACUCCCUCGACGAGCCCGACGCCAAAGGCUCCAUGAUCUGGAUCAUCGGGCAAUACGCCGACCGCAUCGACAACGCCGACGAGCUGCUGGACCAGUUCCUCGGCAAAUUCCAGGAAGAAACCUCGGAAGUCCAAUUGGCCCUCCUCACCGCCAUCGUCAAACUGUUCAUCAAACGCCCAAGUGUCGGACAAGAGUUGGUUCCGAAGGUAUUGAAAUACGCAACAGAGGAAAGCGAUAACCCGGACCUCCGUGACCGCGGCUUCAUCUACUGGCGGCUCCUCUCCACCGACCCCGUCGCCGCAAAAGCCAUCAUCCUCUCCGACAAACCGGCCAUUUCGACCGAGACGGACAACAUUGACGGCCCGUUGCUGCAAGAGCUGCUGCUGCAUGUGUCGACGUUGGCGAGUAUAUAUCAUAAACCGGCCACGAGCUUUAUUGGGGGGAUCAAGACGAGGAAGCUGGUGAAGAGUAGGGCGUUGGUGGAUCGGAUGGUGUCGAGGCCGGAGUUGCCUCAGGAUAUGCCGGGGUGA